This is a messenger RNA of Camelina sativa (false flax), 1781 nucleotides long. Its product is annotated as polyadenylate-binding protein-interacting protein 10. The record is from RefSeq and is a predicted model, not a curated record. Gene Ontology annotation, molecular function: RNA binding. Lineage: Eukaryota; Viridiplantae; Streptophyta; Magnoliopsida; Brassicales; Brassicaceae.
GCCAUCAUCGAAACUAGUACAACAACAAGAAGCUUAAUAUUGAAGAAGAAAAGUAUAAACUAGUUAAAGUCUUUAAUUUAUAACCAAAGGGUCGGUCUUGUGUUGUGAUCCUUCUAUUCUAAUCAUCCCCCUUUACAAAAAAAAAAAAAAAAAUUCUAAUUUUUCUUUUGUUUCAGUCCUCUCUUCUGCUCAUUGAUCCUUUAAAUUAAGUUGGAUUCUCUCCAUUUAUGGCUUAAACCAUUUAUUUGAUCGAGAUAAGCCUAUCAGGGAAUCGGCGAGUUCGUAACUAGUUGUUGUCUGAUCUUUCAAAGAUUCAACCUUUUUUGGUCCGAUCAUGGCUGUUGCUGAGAAUGCUGGUGUCAAAGUGGACUCUUCUGGUCAGAAUUUAGACAACAACAACAACAACAACACUGCUUCAUCAGCUACCGAGACGAAGCCGCCAUGUCCUGAUGUUGAUGAUGAUCAGAGCCCUAAAUCUGACUCAUCGAAUCCUCCUAGCAUUGAUUCGGCUCCAGAAACAGACGAUCGGAUCAAUGAGACUUCUCAAAAGGGUCAGACUUUGAAUGGGUUUAGCAGAAAUGGUUUCGAGUCUACGAAAUCGGAGAAUGGUGGUGAGAACAAUGGAGGUAGUCUCAAGAGUGAGAUCAAAGAUUUGGCUGAUGCGUUUUCUAAGCUUAAUCCGAUGGCUCAGGAAUUUGUUCCUCCUUCUCUUUCUCGAAGUCAAUCUGGGGUUUUGAGGAAUGGAUUAGGGUUUACUAACAAUUUUGCAGCGCUACCUAAACUUGUUGUUGCAGAUGGGACUGAUCAUUUUCCUAGAAGGAGAAGGAGUUUUGGUCAAGGGAAGCGAAGAAUGAACAAAAGGACAAGCUUGGCUCAGAAGGAUGAUGUGAUCAGGAGAACUGUAUAUGUCUCUGAUAUCGACCAACAGGUUACUGAGGAGAACCUCGCAGGUGUCUUUAUUAAUUGUGGACAGGUUGUUGAUUGUCGUGUAUGCGGUGACCCAAAUUCUGUCCUUCGUUUUGCUUUCAUUGAGUUCACCAAUGAAGAGGGAGCUAGGGCUGCUUUGAGCAUGUCAGGUACUGUGCUUGGUUUUUACCCUCUUAAGGUUCUUCCUUCCAAAACCGCUAUUGCCCCUGUUAACCCAACUUUCCUUCCAAGAUCUGAGGAUGAGCGUGAGAUGUGUGUGAGGACUGUUUACUGUACCAACAUUGACAAGCGGAUCACUCAGAUUGACUUGAAAGGCUUCUUUGAAAUGUUUUGUGGGGAGGUUCAUCGUCUGAGGCUUGGAGACUAUCAUCACCAAACCCGUAUUGCUUUUGUUGAGUUUGCGCUGGCGGAAAGUGCAAUUGCUGCUCUUCACUGCAGUGGUAUGUUCUUGGGGGCACUCCCACUAAGGGUAAGCCCAUCAAAGACACCAGUAAGGCCGCACUUUCCCCGCGCUUAGUUCAAGUGAAAACUAUCGUUCUUCUCUCCGGAGAUGUCAAAAUUAUAUAGAAAAAGAGAGAGAUAGAAAGCUGAAGAAGAAGAAGUCUAAAGAAGAAGGUACUUGAGGCGUUUUGUAUUUAUAUUUAAAACUCUUUUUAGAUUUUAUUUUUAAGUUUGCUUCGCGGUCGCAGAGCCUGCCCGGGUAUCUUUGAACAACUCAAGAACUUUGGUCUAAAACUUUCUCCUUUCUAUUUACUCUCCCCAAAAAAAAAAACACAAAUCAUGUUGUUAAAAUUUACAAAUUUGAAUAUUUCUAUGAUUUAUUUAAGACAUUUGGAGAAAUUUCCUUUUCUUUA